AUGGAAAACAAACCGUCGUUACCACAGUUCGAUGUUUCGGAUACGUCAUCGAUCGGUACUCGCUGGACAAAGUGGAAGCGGUCAUUGGAGCUAUUCCUGGAUGUAAACUGCAUCGCUCUUGCAUCUCGGAAAAAGUCCUAUUUGUUGCAUUUCGCGGGAUCUGAUGUCCAGGACAUUUUCUACGAGAUUGAAGGCCACAACGCAGCACCUCCUGCCGGUUCUGAUGUGUACAAAGAAACCAUCCGACUGUUGGAUGCCUACUUCGCACCUAUGGCGAGUAUUCCGUAUGACAGGUACGUGUUCAGAAGCAUGAAGCAAGAAGACGAGUCGGUGGAAAAAUUUGUCGGACGAUUACGAGAGCAGGGACGACUUUGUGAUUACGGAGGAGCUCUCGACAUGAGAAUCACGGAGCAAGUGUUCGAUAAUUGCCGGUCUGACGAACUACGUGAAAUAAUCUUGAAGAAGAAGCUGUUGACGGUACCUGCAAUUGUGGAAGAAGCUCGUAUCCUGGAAACCGUGAAGCGUAAUAAGGAAGAAAUGAAGAAGCUGUCCACCCCCUUGGAUGAACCGCAAGCAUAUCAGGUGAAGCGUGAAAGAAAAAAAGAGGUGUGUUUCCGGUGUGGCAAUUCCGGACAUUUUGCCAAUGAUAGGGGAUGUCCGGCCAAGAACAGGAUUUGCGACAAGUGUAACCUUAUUGGACAUUUCCGAAAAAUGUGUAAAACAAAACUCGAUGGCAAACAGAUUGCUGCAAAGAAGAAGAAGAACCGAGUGCUGCAAGUUCGUGAAUCCGACGACGAUGAUGACCUUACGAACGGCAGCGCCGACGAGCCGGUGGAAAGCGACAGCGAUAGCGACGUGCAGCAGAUAUGUGCCACAGGCACGGAACACGACAAGGUGACUUGUUACAUUGGUGGCGUUAAGCAGAACUGGAUAGUUGAUUCUGGGGCCCAUGUGAAUGUCGUCAGUCGUGGAACAUGGCGUAUCCUAAAGCACCAAGGGUGUAAAAUCAGUUGCAGUUCAGAAAGCCGGAAGUUUCUUCGUGUCUACGGUAACGGCAAACUCAAAAUACACAAGGUCAUCAGAGCAGACAUCAGUACGCGUUCAAAAACUGUUCACCAUGACGUUUAUGUUGUCGACAACGAGAAAGGGGCAAACCUUCUCUGCAAGCAAACUUCGAUGGACCUGGGCAUCCUGAAAAUUGAAGGAGAGGUUUUCAACGUUGCGAAGAAGGAAGAACCUCCCAUCGGUAAAGUGAAGGGUUUGCAAGUAGACGUGAAAAUUGACGAAAAAGUGGUUCCAGUUCAACAACCAGCUCGACGCCUGCCAAUACCAUUGGAGGAGCUUGUGGAGAGCAAAUUGCAGGACCUACUCAAGCAGGAUAUCAUCGAGCCAGCACCGUUGAGAAUCACCUGGGCUUCCCCUCUGGUGGUGACUCCGAAAGAUGGCGGCAGGAGUGUCCGUUUAUGCGUGGACAUGAGGCGAGCGAACGAGGCCAUUAUUCCGGAACGUCACCCAUUGCCCACUUUCGAUGAGAUAAUGCCGCACUUGGAUGGUUGCAAGUACUUUAGCAAAAUAGAUCUGGUAAAGGCUUUCCACCAGAUCGAACUCGCGCCGUCCUCCAGGGAAAUUACUACGUUCGUCACGCCAAAUGCUUAUUACCGCUACAAACGACUCAUGUUCGGCAUGAACUGUGCGGCGGAAAUCUUUCAACGGGAAAUCGAGCGGAUUUUGAAAGGAUUGAAAGGCAUCAAGGUGUUUGUCGAUGACAUCUUGGUGUUUGCGAAAACACAAGAGGAGCAUGAUCGGAGGGUGCAGGCAGUACUGCGUCGACUCAAGGAAUAUGAAAUUACGGUCAACAUGGACAAAAGUGAGAUAGGGAAGAAGGCAGUUGAUUUCAUGGGCCACACGCUGUCUGCCAAGGGAAUUUCACCGAUGAACAAUAAAGUCAGUGCGAUCCAGACGUUCCGCAGACCAUCAAAUGUAGCCGAAAUGCGUAGCUUUCUUGGGUUGGUGAACUAUGUCGGUAAGUUCAUUCCCAAUCUUUCAAGCCUAUCUGCACCGUUGCGACAGAUGACAGUAAAAGGUGCACCGUUCUGCUGGACCAGAGAGGAAAAACGCUCGUUUGAGGCAAUCAAAUCUGCUUUAGUCGAACCUGAACAUCUGGGCUACUUCAGUCCAAAGAACCCGACUACUUUGAUCACCAAUGCAAGCGACAACGGACUUGGGGCUGUAUUGCUUCAGCACCAGCAAGGCAAAACGAAGGUCAUCAGCUAUGCCAGCAAAAGUUUGACAAAAGCAGAAAAGAAGUAUUCAACGCUGGACAAGGAGGCUCUAGCGAUCGCCUGGGCUACCGAAAGAUUUAGGAUGUACCUGACAGGACUGCAUUUCACCAUAAUGACUGACCACAAGCCACUGGUUAGCAUCUUUAGCCUAACAUCCAUACCGAACCAACGACAAGAACGAUGGGUUCUAAAGAUGCAAGCGUAUCGUUACAAGAUAGAGUACGUUCCCGGCAGGAUAAAUAUAGCCGAUCCUCUAUCACGGCUUUCCGAAGUCCUCGAUAAGAAAUCCUUUGACAGGAGCUCUGAAGCGGAUCUUUGCGCAGUUGUAGAAGUUAACAAGCCAGCUGCCAUUACGAUGAGUGAAAUAAUCCAACGUUCGCAAGAAGAUGAAGAGCUGCAAGGUGUUAAAACUGCAUUACACAACGGAGAAUGGGAAGGAGUGCUCAAGAAGUACGCACCGUUCAAAAGUGAGUUGUGCUUCGCCAACGAAAUCCUUCUGCGAAAGAACAGAAUCGUUGUCCCACAAGAUCUUCGCGAAGUUAUCCUAACCCUGGCCCACAUCGGUCACCCCGGGCGUGAAAAAAUGAAAAGAAGAUUGAGGGUGGCAGUCUGGUGGCCAGGUAUCGACGCCGCUGUGGAGAAAGUCUGCAAGGAAUGUUUCAGCUGUCAACUCGUAGCUCCAUUCGAAAAACCAGAGCCGUUACGUAUCAGGGAUCUACCGAGUGCACCGUGGAUCCAUCUUGCGGGUGACUUUCUCGGUCCGCUGCCAGAUGGUACGUAUCUCUUCAUGCUGAUCGAUUUGUACAGUCGAUAUGUACUUGCGGAGCCGAUGAAGUAUACGACAUCGAAGGAAGUCAUCAGGUUUCUGAACGAAUCGUUCACUCGAAUGGGUUUGCCGUAUAUCUUGACUUUUGACAAUGCGAGAAAUUUCUCUAGUCAAGAACUGAAGGACUACUGUGUGGAUAGAGGGAUAAAGCUAACUCACACUACACCGUACUACCCGAGCGCAAACGGAGAAAUCGAGCGCCAAAACCGCUCCGUUCUGAAAGUAUUGAAGAUCAGCAAACAACAAGGAACUAUCUGGAAGGAAGCCUUACAGGAUUACCUGUAUAUGUACUCCGUAACUCCACACUCGGUAACGGGUGUUUCCCCGGCACAACUGAUGUUCGGACGUCGAUUCCGAGAUCUGAUCCCACAUAUGCAAAUGGAGUUGUGUGACGACGAAGAAUUGCGCGAUCGUGACAGAAUUGUGAAACACAAUGCCAAGGAAUGCCGAGAUAGGAGGGUUGGAGCAAAGGAAUCGCAAAUCGAAGUUGGAGAUGAAGUUUUGCUCAAGAACAUGACUCCGCAGAACAAGCUAUCGUCGAACUUCCUAUCAACGGCAGCUAAAGUGAUUCACCGAAACGGAAACAGUCUUACACUGGAAACAGAAAACGGACAAGUCUAUAAACGGAAUACAUCUCACGUCAAACCACUUGUGAGACCAGCGGAAGGAAAGCAACAACGGUUGGCGGAAAAGAGUGAUGACAAUGAGGUUGUAGAACCUGUCGAAGAUCCGGUUUCAUCCCAGGUAUCGGACACCCUGCAGCGACCUCGAAGAGAAGUGAGACGCCCAAAACAUCUGGAUGAUUUCCGUCUGUAG
Aedes albopictus (Asian tiger mosquito) is the source of this 3924-nucleotide messenger RNA. RefSeq lists its product as uncharacterized. The coding region runs from base 1 to 3924 and encodes 1307 amino acids. Gene Ontology annotation, molecular function: zinc ion binding; nucleic acid binding. Lineage: Eukaryota; Metazoa; Arthropoda; Insecta; Diptera; Culicidae. The record is from RefSeq and is a predicted model, not a curated record. Gene Ontology annotation, biological process: DNA integration. The transcript has a single exon.